AUGGUGGAGUGUGGGGAGAGGGAGAUGUGUGGGGACAGUGAGAUGUGCUGGGACUGGAAGGAGAGUAGGGACAGGGUGGAGUGUGGGGAGAGGGUGAUAUGUGGGGACAGGGUGGAGUGUGGGAAGAGGGUGAUAUGUGGGGACAGGGUGGAGUGUGGGGAGAAGGUGAUAUGUGGGGACAGGGAGAAGUGUGGGAACAGGGAGAAGUGUGGGGACUGGGAGGAGAGUAGGGACAGAGAGAUAUGUGGGGACAGGAAGGAGAGUUGGCACAAGGAGAAGUGUGGGGACAGGGUGGAGUGUAGGGAGAGGGUGAUAUGUGGGGACAGGGAGAUGUGUGGAGACAGGGUGGAGUGUGGGGACAGAAAGAUAUGUGGGGACAGGAAGGAGAGUUGGCACAAGGAGAAGUGUGGGGACAGGGUGGAGUGUAGGGAGAGGGUGAUGUGUGGGGACAGGGAGAUGUGUGGAGACAGGGUGGAGUGGGGGGACAGGGCGACAUCUGGGGACAGGGUGAAAUGUGGGGACAGGGAAGUGUGUGGAGACAGGGUGGAGUGUGGGGACAGGGAGACACCUGGGGACAGGGUGAAAUGUGGAGACAGGGUGGAGUGUGGGGACAGGGAGAUAUGUUGGGACAGGGAGAUGUGUGGGGACAGGGUGGAGUAUGGGGAGAGGGUGAUAUGUGGGGACAGGGUGGAGUGUGGGGAGAGGGUAAUAUGUGGGGACAGGGUGGAGUGUGGGGAGAGGGUGAUAUGUGGGGACAGGGUGGAGUGUGUGGAGAAGGUGAUAUGUGGGGACAGGGAGAUGUGUGGGGACAGUGAGAUGUGUGGGAACUGGGAGGAGAGUAGGGACAGGGAGACAUCUGGGGACAGGGUGGAGUGUGGGGACAGGGUGGAGUGUGGGGAGAGGGUGAUAUGUGGGGACAGGGUGGAGUGUGGGGAGAAGGUGAUAUGUGGGGACAGGGAGAUGUGUGGGGACAGUGAGAUGUGUGGGAACUGGGAGGAGAGUAGGGACAGGGAGACAUCUGGGGACAGGGUGGAGUGUGGGGACAGGGUGGAGUGUGGGGAGAGGGUGAUAUGUGGGGACAGGGUGGAGUGUGGGGAGAAGGUGAUAUGUGGGGACAGGGAGAUGUGUGGGGACAGGGAGAUGUGUGGGAACUGGGAGGAGAGUAGGGACAGGGAGACAUCCGGGGAGAGGUCUGGAGUGUGGGGACAGGGAGGAGUGUGGGGAGAGGGUGGAGAGUGGGGAGAGGGUGGAGUGUGGGGACUGGGAAAAGUGUGGGGACAGGGUGGAGUCUGGGGACAGGUAGAUAUUUGGGGACAGGGUGGAGUGUGGGGGGAGGAUGGAGUGUGGGGACUGGGAAAAGUGGUGGAGUGUGUGGAGAGGAUGGAGUAUGAGGACAGGGUGGAGUGUGGGGACAGGGUGGAGUGUGGGGACAGGGAGAUGUGUGGGGACAGGGUGGAGUGUGGAGACAGGGUUGAGCGUGGGGAGAGGGUGGAGUGUGGGGAGAGGGUGGAGUGUUGGGAGAGGGAGAUGUGUGGGGAGAGGUUGGAGUGUGGGGACAGGGUGGAGCGUGGGGAGAGGGUGGAGUGUUGGGAGAGGGAGAUGUGUGGGGAGAGGUUGGAGUGUGGGGACAGGGUGGAGCGUGGGGAGAGGGUGGAGUGUGGGGAGAGGGUGGAGUGUGGGGACUGGGAGAUGUGUGGGGAGAGGUUGGAGUGUGGGGACAGGGUGGAGCGUGGGGAGAGGGUGGAGUGUGGGGAGAGGGUGGAGUGUUGGGAGAGGGAGAUGUGUUGGGAGAGGUUGGAGUGUGGGGACAGGGUGGAGCGUGGGGAGAGGGUGGAGUGUGGGGAGAGGGUGGAGUGUUGGGAGAGGGAGAUGUGUGGGGAGAGGUUGGAGUGUGGGGACAGGGUGGAGCGUGGGGAGAGGGUGGAGUGUUGGGAGAGGGAGAUGUGUGGGGAGAGGUUGGAGUGUGGGGACAGGGUGGAGCGUGGGGAGAGGGUGGAGUGUGGGGAGAGGGUGGAGUGUGGGGACUGGGAAAAGUGUGGGGACAGGGAGGAGAGUAGGUACAGCUAG
This is a messenger RNA of Haliotis rufescens (red abalone), 2067 nucleotides long. RefSeq names its product low-density lipoprotein receptor-related protein-like. The coding region runs from base 1 to 2067 and encodes 688 amino acids. The record is from RefSeq and is a predicted model, not a curated record. NCBI's taxonomy places the organism in Eukaryota, Metazoa, Mollusca, Gastropoda, Lepetellida, Haliotidae. The transcript has 3 exons.